Messenger RNA from Klebsormidium nitens, 654 nucleotides. Lineage: Eukaryota; Viridiplantae; Streptophyta; Klebsormidiophyceae; Klebsormidiales; Klebsormidiaceae. The record is from the annotation of a GenBank genome assembly.
AUGGGGCACCCAGCCGGUCGUCUUUGCGUGCCCGGUGGGCACCCCAGGGGCCUGGGGAUUGGAUGCCCAGCGCCAGUGGCGGCUGGCACCCUGGGGGGCGCCAAUUGGGUGUCCCAAGCGGCCCGCGGGCCGCCCCAGGCCCACAGACCCUUCCACACUUCCACGACAGUCUUGUUCAGGUUCUUCCUCUUUCCCAGUUUCUCCAAGCAAGUUCUGCCCGCCCAAGGGACCAGCAGCUGCUUCGGGAGACUCAAAGUCAACAUGUCUCUGCAAGCGUCGCAAGCGGCGAACGGAGUUCAGCAGGUCGCAAGUAUCGCCCUCCAGCAGACCCCGCCUGUCAACUACGGCCUUCACUUGGAGGAAGGUACGGUUGGGGCGGGGUUCAUGGGAGUGUACCCACCAAGUACGCCAGAGAAGUACCGGUUCUUCCAAGACAACGUCACAUUCAAGACACCCUUCACCAAGCCGCCUAUCGUGCACAUCGCACUUUCCAAUCUGGAGCUUACUGUCUUCAGAGUCGAAGAAGGACUGUCUGUUUAUGUGUUCCCGGAGAAUGUGACCACCACCGGCUUCACCGCCACCUUCCGUGCCCUGGAAACGACUUCGGCGUACGGCACCCAAGCACGCUGGCUGGCGAUCGGUAGCAGCAACUAG